GUAUUAACCAAGAUGGCCGCCGGUAGUCGAGUUUUGUUAUAAGUAUUUAUGUGUCAUUGUUCAGAGAGAAAAUGACAAGUGCUCUGAUAGUAAAGAAGGAAGAGACACAGACCAUGAGGCACAAGCUUCAGAAAUUUGGUUUCUGGGAUAGCAAAAGACGACUAAAGCAGCUAUCUGCAGAAUAUGUUGCUAUUCCAAUCACUGUAGAUGCCCUCAGUUGGACGGACCUGGGGCUUCAUGACAGGUGCCCUCCAUGUCAGGUAAAGGAAGUGGAUCUUGCCCCAUCAAAGACAUCACGCCUGGAGCCUCCAGCUGACAACCUCAAGAGACAUGUAGCACGAUUCCUGACUGACUCAGGCAGAGUUGUCUCCCCUGAACUACUGGCAGAUUUGCCAUCUCACUGGGAGAAACACGGAGACCUCAUCCUGUUUUCCAACUCGGCCUUCACCAGUGAUGUUUGGUCCCAGCUAGGCUCUCCACUAUGGAAGGUAGUGUGUCAGUGUCUAGUUGGCUCACGUCUCGCCAGGAAGUCCAGCAUCUCGGCGGAUGGCUUCCGUAGCCCCCAGGUGGCGCUGCUGUAUGGAGACAAUGGCUGGGUGGAGCAUGUUGACAAUGGCAUCAGGUACAGUUACGACGUGACACGCUGCAUGUUUAGCAUUGGAAACAUCACCGAGAAACUCCGUGUUGGACAGAUGGCUUGCAAGGGGGAGACUGUGGUGGAUCUGUAUGCAGGCAUCGGCUACUUCACCCUCCCCUACCUGGUGCACGCCGGCGCAGGCCGAGUCAUUGCCUGUGAAUGGAACCCUGCGUCUGUAGAUGCCCUCCGCCGCAACCUGCACCUCAACCGUGUACUGGACAGGUGUACUGUGUACAUAGGGGAUAACAGACAGGUGUGUCCCGUGGAUGUGGCAGACAGGGUCAACCUGGGUCUGAUCCCAUCGUCCGAGGUGGGCUGGCCUGUGGCCUGUGCAGCACUCAAGGCCGACAGUGGCGGGAUUCUACAUAUCCAUGGAAACGUGACAUCGAAGCACCCAGCAUGCAACACUCAUGAUACAGAUGACCUUGAUCAUACAGUGACUGAAGAUGGUCAAGGUCAUCCGACUUUCUCUGUUCACAAAACUGCAGCUUUGAUGACUCAACUCAACACAGCCUGUACUUGUAAUAACAAACAUGUGGGAAGAUGCAGCGAGAACACACAAGAAGGAGGGGCUUUGAUAAUCUCCUCUGAGAUUGACAGAUGUCAUUUUGAACAUUCAAGAUCAAAUCCUAAACAUUCCAACUCAAACUCCAAAGUAAAAACAAAAGUAGACAGAAGAAACGUUUCCUGCAACAAGAAAUUAAGACCCGAGUGGUUGAGUUGGUCCAGAGAAGUGACAGUUAAGAUAAACAGCCUCCUUGAACAUGGCAAAAACACUUGGACUGUCACCAUUCUACACAUUGAACAUGUCAAGUCCUAUGCCCCUCACAUAGAUCAUCUCGUUCUAGAUCUCGACUGUCGACCUAACAUAUGACACCUUUCUACUGGAAUGUGGAUUUAAGUUGUAAUUAAAGGAGGGGAUUCAUGUUUUUUUUAUUUUUCGUUUUUCUUUCUUCUUUUUUAACACCAAUAGUAUUAAAGAGAAAACUGAUGUGAGGAAAGGGUUUGAAAGGAGGCGGACAGGGAUGAAAUGUAAUAAUUGAUUUAUUAUGUUUAUUGUUAGUUUCAACAUAAACUAAGUAUUGAUCAA
Messenger RNA from Haliotis rufescens (red abalone), 1727 nucleotides. Its product is annotated as tRNA wybutosine-synthesizing protein 2 homolog. The coding region runs from base 72 to 1511 and encodes 479 amino acids. The record is from RefSeq and is a predicted model, not a curated record. Lineage: Eukaryota; Metazoa; Mollusca; Gastropoda; Lepetellida; Haliotidae. The transcript is spliced from 7 exons. Gene Ontology annotation, molecular function: tRNA methyltransferase activity. Gene Ontology annotation, biological process: tRNA methylation. Gene Ontology annotation, cellular component: cytoplasm.